ACAUCCCUAACAAUUAAUCCUCCAAUCAAAUAAUUCUAAUUAUGACACAUGCUUCAAUAAGGAUAAGAAAAGUGAAGCAAUUGAAUCAUCUUUGAGUAGAAUAUGGAGAUAACAAACAUGUCCCAAGCUCUUCAACUUCACGCUCAAUUCAUAAAAUCACAAAACCAACGAAACUUCUCAAAGCUCUUCACUUUCGCUGCUCAAUCUCCUUCCGGCGACCUCAACUACGCUCGUCUUCUUCUCAACACCAACCCAUCUCUCAACUCUUACUACUACAACACCAUCAUUCGUGCUUAUUCUCAUACUUCCAACCCUACCCAUCAUUUUCAAGCACUUUCUCUCUUCAUUUUCAUGCUUCAACCACAUACCAAUGUACCCAAACCUGAUACCUUUACUUAUUCCUUUGCUUUGAAGUCUUGUGGACGUUUGAAACUUACCCAACAAGCAAAACAGCUUCAUGGCUUCAUAAAUAAGAUGGGUUUUGGUUUCGAUUUAUAUAUUCAAAACGCCCUUAUUCAUAUGUACUCUGAAAUUGGUGAAUUGGUUAUUGCACGUCAGGUGUUUGAUAGAAUGUCUCAUAGAGAUGUCGUUUCUUGGACGUCUAUGAUUGCUGGUUUUGUUAAUCAUCAUCUAACUGUUGAGGCAAUUCAGUUGUUUCAGAGAAUGUUGGAAGUUGGAGUGGAUGUCAAUGAGGCUACGGUCAUUUCUGUUUUGAGAGGUUGUGCGGAUUCGGGGGCGUUGAGUGUGGGGAGGAAAGUGCAUGGGAUUGUGAAGGAGAAGGGGAUUGAUUUUAAAGCUAAUGUUUGUACUGCGCUUAUUCAUAUGUAUUCAAAAUGUGGGUGUUUAGAGAGUGCAAGGGAGGUGUUUGAUGAUGUUUUGGAUAGAGAUGUUUUUGUUUGGACUGCGAUGAUUUAUGGCCUUGCUUGUCACGGGAUGUGUAAAGAAGCUAUUGAGUUGUUUCUUGAAAUGGAAACUUGUAAUGUAAAACCCGAUGAGAGGACAAUUAUGGUGGUUUUAUCGGCGUAUAGGAAUGCAGGCUUGGUUCGUGAAGGUUACAUGUUUUUCAAUGAUGUCCAAAAGCGUUACAGUAUGAAACCCAAUAUUAAACAUUUUGGUUGCAUGGUGGACCUCCUUGCAAAAGGGGGGUGUUUGGAGGAAGCUGAAGAUUUCAUUAAUGCAAUGCCAAUGAAACCUGAUGCAGUCAUUUGGAGGACCCUGAUAUGGGCCUGCAAAGUUCAUGCCGAUACAGAAAGAGCCGAGCGUUUGAUGAAACACCUUGAGCUGCAAGGUAUGAGUGCACAUGACAGUGGAAGUUAUAUACUUGCUAGUAAUGUUUAUGCGUCGACGGGGAAGUGGUGUGAUAAGGCAGAGGUGAGGGAACUGAUGAAUAAAAAGGGACUUGUAAAACCACCGGGGUCUAGUAGGAUUGAAGUUGAUGGUGUUGUACAUGAAUUUGUGAUGGGAGAUUAUGAUCACCCUGACACAGAGAAAAUCUUUAUCAAAUUGGAUCAGAUGGUAGAUAAACUGAGAAAAGAAGGGUAUAAUCCAAAAGUAUCAGAGGUAAUGCUCGAGAUGGACGAUGAGGAGAAGGCCAUUCAGUUGCUUCACCAUAGUGAGAAGCUAGCUCUUGCCUAUGGAUUGAUCAGGACAUGUCCUGGGUCAAAAAUCAGGAUUGUGAAGAACCUAAGGUCUUGUGAGGAUUGUCACGAGUUCAUGAAACUAAUCUCAAAGGUAUACCAAAGAGACAUUAUAGUGAGAGACAGAAUUCGUUUCCAUCAUUUCAAAAAUGGAGAUUGCUCUUGUAAGGAUUAUUGGUAGCAUGGAAUUGUGCUUGGAUUGAAUGUUGUAACGUGUAAAAGGAACAAAUUGCAAAUGCCAAGGAAUUUUUCCUUCUUGCAUGGACAUGAUUUCAGAUUAAAAAUCAUAAGUGGUGGCCCUUUUCUGAUAAAUAUCAAUAAAUGGGAUACACUUCCAUCUGUAAAGCUGCAAAUGUGCAUAUUCAGAGUACUGCUACAUUAUUCAAUUUCUAUUUGGCUAAGAUUUGGUCAUAUUAGGACACCUUGAGAGGGAGAACCACAUUCAUUCUUUGGUCAGGUACUGUUCGCUAUUUGCAGGUACGUUGCAAGGACAUAUACUUGUUUUUCGUUGUGAAGUACUCGCCAUCAUGUAUGUUAUCACAUUCCAUUCUUUAGUUAUAGCUACUUGAUAAUGGAUUAAGUUGUGCCUUUCAAUUUACAUUUUUAUUAGAUUACUUGGUGACAGGUCAUUAAGAACUUCUACUAUCAUAUUAGUAUAUUACUAUUAUGAAAGUUCGAUUUUUGUAAUGACUUGCAGACACAGAAUCAGAUAAUAAUGUCAAAAAAUUUACAUUUAGAAUGAACUGAAAUUAUACCUUUUUUUU
Messenger RNA from Medicago truncatula (barrel medic), 2401 nucleotides. Its product is annotated as pentatricopeptide repeat-containing protein At4g21065. The record is from RefSeq and is a predicted model, not a curated record. Gene Ontology annotation, molecular function: protein binding; zinc ion binding; RNA binding. Gene Ontology annotation, biological process: RNA modification. Lineage: Eukaryota; Viridiplantae; Streptophyta; Magnoliopsida; Fabales; Fabaceae. The coding region runs from base 103 to 1818 and encodes 571 amino acids. The transcript has a single exon.